Didymodactylos carnosus is the source of this 627-nucleotide messenger RNA. NCBI's taxonomy places the organism in Eukaryota, Metazoa, Rotifera, Eurotatoria, Philodinida, Philodinidae. The record is from the annotation of a GenBank genome assembly.
AUGUCCAAAAACGAGAGUGAGCCAAUGGAAGUUGAUGAACCAGAGUAUGCUACAUUUAUUAAUGGGUGGCUGCAGUUACGCGAUAACUCGAAGAUCGAUCAGUUUCUUAUUGACAUGACGCCAUCCAAAAUUAAUCGUUCAACAGGCUGCGCAUGGAUAUCGGUGCAUAAUCAAUCAAAAGAAAAGAAUUUCGGCACUUCAAAUAUCGAUGGCUUGUGUCAAGAGUAUAAACUGUUGGGAAAACAACUUAGUGUUUCCCGUAUGGAACAUCUGGCGAGAAAAUACAAUGUUCUAAGUGGAAAAUGGAUGUGUUUUGUACGAACAUCACAAGUCGAUAACGUUUGGUCAUGCAUCGCUAAAGCUAUCGUUUUAGGUCAACUGGGCGCUCUGGCAAAAGUUCAAUCGUCUGAACUAAACCGUGAAAUAUGUCACGUUAUUUGCGUUUAUACAAACAAUUACUUGGAUUUGGACGAGAGGGAAAUGAUGAAAAACGAACUCAAAAAUCUUUUGAAAAAAUCAAAUACGAUCGUCAAAUAUCUCUCGUAUAAACCCGAUAUUUAUACGUAUGUGGGUAUUUAUCACAACCAUCCAAUAAUACCAUCGACUAUCGACUCGGUUGCAUGGUAA